Messenger RNA from Lodderomyces beijingensis, 735 nucleotides. Lineage: Eukaryota; Fungi; Ascomycota; Pichiomycetes; Serinales; Debaryomycetaceae. The record is from the annotation of a GenBank genome assembly.
AUGCCUACGAUUUUCCACAGAUACAAUGAUUUACUCAAACGGUACCCCUUCCGCACCAACAUGAUCACCACGGGGAUCUUUUUCGGAAUGGGAGACGUCAUAGCGCAGAGCUUAUUCCCGCAUCGAACUGUCGAGACCCAGGUGCUAGAUAAUGGCGAAGCUGUCGAGAAAGAAGUUGUCGGACUGUAUACUCCGGCGCGUACUGUGCGAGCUAUGAUUUACGGCACGGUGUUUUUUGCACCGAUUAGCGUGUUAUGGCAUGGGAAAACGUUACCUCGCUUGAAAAAUCCAUUUAUCCAGGCGUUUAGGCGGAAAGCAAUGGAGGAGAAGCCGCGGCUACAGAAGAGGCUCCAUUUAUAUGACUCUGUGUUUCGGUUGGGGUUAGAUCAGUUGUUGUUCCCUGCGUUGGUGUGGAUUCCACUUUACAAUACCGUGAUGGUGAUUUUGGCGCAGCACGAUGACCCGUUCAGUGUGGUCAAGACUAAAUUGGAGAAUAACUGGUGGAAUGUACUCAAGGCGAGCUGGACUGUCUGGCCUGGUUUCCAGUUGUUUAAUUUGCUUUUCAUUCCUGUGCAUUUGAGAAUUGUUUGUGCCAAUAUUUGGGCCACUGGUUGGAACGCGUUUUUGAGCUUUGUCCACAAUGCCAAGGGUCAUGGCAAGGGCAGUGGUAAGCGGUUGGAAGAGUUGGUUGAUAUUGAAGAUGAAGAUCAAGAACUAACCAUGGUUUAUGAUUGA